AUGGGUUCUGUUUUGCAUGAUGUUGAGGAUUCAGAGAAAAUAAAGAUGCUUAAUCACCAUAGUGAAAAGCUUGCAAUUGCUUUUGGGUUGAUAUUUAUUCAUCCUGGUUUGCCAAUACGAGUAGUUAAAAAUUUAAGGGUUUGUGGAGAUUGCCACAAUGCAACUAAGUAUAUAUCUAAGAUCACUCAGAGGGAGAUUCUUGUUAGAGAUGCUGCCCGAUUCCACUUGUUUAAAGAUGGAACAUGGUUCUUCCAUAUGAAGAGACAUGUGAUGCCUCUUUCUUCGAAAGUUGAGUAUCAUUACCAAGCCUGCAAUGCAGUUGUGUUGACUAUCCUAAAUAUAAAUGGGUGCAAAUCUUAUUGCGUUGUUGAUGAAGAGGAGGAAUCAGCGUUGGCGUUGCCACUGCUUGGAAGCAGAGAAAGAGAUGAUGGGUCUGGGUCAGGGUCUGAAUCGAAGUCAAAGGCAUCAGUUAGUGGUUCUGUGUUCAAUUUAUCAACGACGAUCAUCGGUGGUGGGAUCAUGGCCUUACCUGCAGCCAUGAAAGUUGUCGGUGUGGUUGUGGUCGUUGCUGCCAUCAUCUUCCUUGCCUUCCUCACACACACCUCUCUGGAGAUUCUUCUCAGAUUUAGCAGAGUUGCCAAGGCCUCCACCUACGCCCACCUCAUGGGGGGUGCUUUUGGGAGUUAUGGAACUCUGCUUUUUCACUUGUCGGUGCUUCUCAACAACUUUGGCAUACUUGUUGUCUACGUCAUCAUAAUUGGUGAUGUCUUGUCUGGAACAUCUUCAAGUGGAGUCCAUCAUUUUGGGGUGCUUGAGGGUUGGUUUGGUCAGUGCUUGUGGACUGCUCGUACUUUUGUUCUUCUUCUCACAGCUCUGUUCGUAUUUGCUCCAUUGGGUUUCUUUAAGAGGAUAGGUAACUAUACUACACAUUAG
This is a messenger RNA of Sphenostylis stenocarpa, 933 nucleotides long. The record is from the annotation of a GenBank genome assembly. Lineage: Eukaryota; Viridiplantae; Streptophyta; Magnoliopsida; Fabales; Fabaceae.